Molecule: messenger RNA, 411 nt
Organism: Symbiodinium pilosum
Lineage: Eukaryota; Dinophyceae; Suessiales; Symbiodiniaceae
Source: the annotation of a GenBank genome assembly
AUGAAGCUCAAUAGGUUUUUGGGGAAGAUGGUCAAUGAGACCGUGACUAUGGAGCUGAAGAACGGCACCCAGGUGCAGGGGACCAUCACAGCGGUGGACACAUCCAUGAACACGCACCUCAAGCAGGUGAAAGUUACAGUCCGGCACAAAAACCCGGUCAACAUGGCUUUCCUGUCGAUUCGCGGGGCCAACAUCCGGUAUGUGAUCCUUCCAGAUCAUGCGGACUUGAACUUUCUGCUCAUUGACGAUGCUCCAAAGCAGAACCCUCCCAAGUAUCCUGCUGGCACCAAGAAGAAAGGCGGUGGUGCGAAGCCGACUGAACGAGAUCGUGGUGGAGAUCGAGACCGGGACCGUGAUCGCGAUCGUGACCGCGACCGUGAUCGCGACCGCGACCGUGAUAGGCGAAGAUAG